AUGUGGGACACUCAGCAGUAUAAAGCUCCGCCCCCUCAUCAGAGCCACACCUACGGCAGGUCUGAGUGCAGGGCCACGUGCGCACCUCACUCACACAGCAGGCGCUCUCAGGGUGAAGAGGGUGGAGCUCUGUAGUCUGUAAUUGACCUUUUUUGUUCAGCAGGGUCUCUUGAGUGUCAGCCAUAAUAAGAGCUGUUUCAAUUCUUCUAACGAUGAGGAAAGGAGCCUCAUUGCUUCCUUUAUUACCUCCUUUAGGAUACAAUGGAGCAUGCAUGGAAAGGAGGGAAGGAACUCUCUGAGCCAACUUUAUUUAAAGUUACUUUGCAGAGAACAAACUAUGAGAGCUGCUGAUCUGAAUCCAAAACCCUGUAUAGAUUAAUUAUUUUAUUUAAUCAAACUGGUGAUUCAUCUGGAUGAAUAUAAGAGGAGAGGAAGAGCUGAGAGAUAUAAUCAACCCAACAAACACUUAACCUCAACAUUUAGAAACUCAGAUUUUUCCUGUUUCAUUCCAACUUCACAUCAGUUUACUUUCUUAUUAAAAUGGUUAAAGUUGAUUCUGCUGUUUUUAUUAUGUUAAUGAUGGAAUAUAAUCACCCGUCCAUCAUAGAUGAAAUCAAUCAAUAAAUAUCUGUAGAGAGUUAUGUGUACUGUUGAGAAUUUCACAAAUGAUGAGCCAGUGGAAGCUGUUAAGUUUGAUUUUAUGUGGUUUCUUCUCAUGUUAACAGCCUCUCUGAAGCUUACAGGAAUUAUGAUCAUUAUGAAAAUUGAUCAAUUAUGAUCAAGGACAUACUUCACCAAAUUUCUGCUAUUAAUGUGUCUUAAGUCAGUUUAUGCGUCUGCAUUUCUCUGACGGUGUUUCUCUGUGUUGGUGUUUCUUUGGAGAUUCUCUGAUCUCUUGCUCCUUCUUCAGCGGCCAGGCUCUGAAAGUUUCUCUCUCACUUUGCAGCUGAUUUGUGAGCUGCUGAAUAAACUGCAGUAAUAAUCUGAACUCAAAGGUGUCACUCUGUUUACGUUACAGCAGAUAUAGAGCCUCUCAGACUGUGAUCAUAUAAACUACAUGAACACUCCCCUCUGAGUUACAGCGCUGUAGUUCAAACAAUGUGAUCUACAGAGCAGUACAAUAAAACAUUUUCCUAUUUACGUCCUAUUCUGUGUUACAAACCAGGUGUCAGAUUCAACUUUGACUCUGAGGAGUUCAGUCGGACGUCUUUUCUGUAAGACCUUUUACUGAAGUUUGAAUCAACUGUCAGUUAAACAGACUGACCAAAAGUGUCUCAGAUUUGCACUGUAUAUGAAAAAUUAAUAAACUAUACAGCCAAACUGUCUGUACCCUAAAUAUUUAUAAAGUCCUGCACCAUCAUAGCUGAUAUAAGUGAUGAAUUCUCAUAAACAAAGUCUGGAUGUGCCUUUAAACUGGGCCACUUUCUUUAAAAAUCACUGCAUAGAGGAUAAAGAGAGCUUAAUAGAGUUAAAACACACUCAAUAUCAACAGAUAUUCAGCAAUGAUUAGACUUUGAACCUAAAAAAUAUGUGGACAUAAAGACAGAUAUAUGACCUCAGAUUUGAUAUCUUAUGCUCUAGUCAUGCCAUUGCACACAGCUGUGUUUCUACAGCUGCUUAUAAUGGACAAACUAGUAACAUAUGAGUUUUUGUGAAGAAAAGAGGGAUUGUACUGAUGAAUAUUUUUGGACAGAGCAUGAAUCACAGAGCUUUGUGUACUCAAAGGUCACCAUAGCCUCAUUAACAGAGGAGUGAGCAAGGGGGCAUUACAAUGUAAAAUCUGACUGUUAGGUGAACAGCACAGACUGUGCCUUUAAAAAUACAAACAGAUGCACCUCACUGAUUAGAGGAGUGAUCAAGAGUGCAUUUAAACCCAACUGUUAGAUAUGGUUAAAUAUUACAUUUCUACACAAUAGACUUUAAAUUCUGAUGCAAAACUGACCUGCUCUUAUGUUUCUCAAUUGGAUUAAAUUGGAUUAAGAUGUGAGUCACACUGUAAAAAGCAAGAUCUGAAUUUCCCUUAUGGGAUCAAUAAAGUUCUUUUUGAAUAUAUCAGUCUGAAUAUAUACUAUGUUAAUGCUUAAGGUUAUGUCUGUCUUAUCCUCCUCCUUACUGCUGUCACUGACACAUUUAUACCCACUCCAUGUUUGCUCAGCAACUGGUGAACUGAUGUGAUGGUGGGCUCUAAUUCAUGCAGUGAUCAGCUGUUAUCAGCACUGAGAGGACACCUCACAAUUAGUGUGAUUCACCACUGACCCCCUGUCCCUGUGGACAAACCGCUCCAUGAUUUAAACACCGACCUGUAGACUGAGAACAAGCAGGGACUGUGCUGGGGUCCAGAGUCAGGACAUCAUUCACAGAGACACAGAUACAGACCCAGACAUAGUCAUGCUCUUUCUUUGGACAAAUCUCAUUGGUUUAUUCACACUGUUUCAGUCCUGAAAGUCCAUUCAGUCAGUAACAAACAGAAACAAGCAGGUUUCAUUGGAUUUUUCCUCACAGAGAAGCUCAGAGCCACAGUUCCCCCUCAGGCCCCCUCAGAUCAACCAAACAAUGUUUAUGUAACAGAGAGAGGAGCUGUGAUUUACUGAGAGAGAGACGGCUGCUGCAGGUCAGGGUAAUGAUCAUAAAUAAGAGAGCGAAGAGGAGGAGGAGGAGAAAGAGUUAGAGAGAGCGGGUGAUCAUCAUAACAUGUCUGAGGAUGGAUUUAAAUUCCUUCAGCUGAGGAUAAAUACUACAGUUACUCUUAAAGUCUGAUUUUUUAUUUCCUAUUUUCUUUAACAGGAGAUUUUGAACUUGUAAACUUAUUAAAGGAAUCACUGAAACCUCAUACACAGGCUCAGUUUGGAGAUCACGCACACAACUGGGUUAAUAAUGUUGUCCAGCAGGGGGCGACUCCGGACUGAAAAUUUUAGUGAAUCCAUAAAAGAGGCAAAUACAAAGUGUUUUUUCUGUCUUUGGAAAUAGUUGAGUAUUUAUUUAAACUUGUGAUAAGUUUUUUCACAAUUAAAAAAAAGUUUAAAAAAUCAUAUUGAUGCUUUUAUUUUGAUAUCCUAAAACAAACAUAACCUUUGGUAACAAGACUGAUGAGAGCUGACUGACUUCUGUGAUUUUAAAAGUCUGAAACCAGCUGAGGAAGUUGGUGUCACCUGAGCAGCUGUCAUGGCCGUCUCAUGUUCGAAGGAUGUCAUCAGCAUCACAGAGGGUAUAAAUCACAUCCCUCUCAACCUCACCUGAGGCUCAUCUGUGCUCAGGCACCAGCAGGAUCAGCUGUGUCCUCACUCACCUGAGAGGAGGGUUCCAUACUAAAGAUCUGUCAAAGAUCUGUAGAGGUGUUUCAAAUCUGUUUUAGCUUUAAAGAGUUAAAGUCAGCUCAGCCCACACAGUGAUAGAUGACAGGCUUGACCUUUGACCCCCCGCACACACUCCUCUCAUAGUCACCUGUUGAUCUCUCUGUACACGUGACUCUAUCUGAGAUGAGGAGUUAUCACCACCUCUGCUGCAAAGCACUCUGGGUAAGCCUCUGUGGUAAUAAAGUGAUGCACACUGCUCUGACCUGUUGAUUCUCUGUUUAAAUGUUAAACUGUGCCCUCUGGUGGAUAAAACCAACAUCACAAGAUGAUAUGAGGACAAUUCCAGAUUUUUAUCGGAGGAGAGGAGGAUCAUAACACUGCAAGAUUAACACUAAAAUAAUGAUAACGUUACAGUUUACUUGCCCUUUUAAAAGCUAGACCAGAAUUAAAUAUUAAUUUAACCCAAAUCUAAAGAGUCAGGAACCUGUGUGAAAAUAGAAUAAAGUUUACAUUUAACUGAGAUAGAGGAAAAAAUAACAAAUCAAAUAUGGAAACUAAACAUGUUUGAUUGAUAAGAAAUGCAUCUGCUCAUUUUAGAUUUGAUGUUUGUAAAAGUAGUUUGAGGUUCAUGUUUCUCAUCAUGUGUCCUCAGCUCUUCUUUUCCCAUCCCUCUGUAAACGUUAGUGAACCCAGUAGACCAGUUUCUGGAGUUUGAAAGUGAAAUGUUGUCCCAUUCUUGCCUGAUAGAGGAUUUCAGCUGCUCAACAGUUCAGAGUCAUUUUUAUCAUAUUUUAUUUAAUUCAUGAUCCUCCGAAUGGGGGACAAGUCAGGACUUCAGGCAGACCAGUUUAUCAGCAGGACUCUUCUACUACAGAGCCAUGCUGUUGUAAUCCCUGCAGAAUGUGGUUUGUCAUUGUCUUGCUGAAAUAUGAAGGUCUUCCCUGAAAAAGUCUUUGUCUGGAUGUCAGCAGAUGUUACUCCUAAACCUGUUUAUUCAUAUUGUUCAGCAUUAAUGGAGCCUUCACAGAUGUGGAAGAUACCCAUGACAUGGACUCUGAUGAUCCCCAUACCAUCAGGGAUGCUGGCUUUGGAUUGGAAGCUGAGAGCAAGCUGGGUGGUCCUCUGCUCUUCAGAGAGGAGAAUAUAGUGCUCAUGAUUUCCAAAAAAGAAUGUCAGAUUCUGAUUCACAAGUCUCAUGAAGUUACAGUAAAGAAAAUCUCUGAACCGAUGGAGUUAACUGUUUGAUAAAGACUCUAACCCCAAGAAGGAAUUGUUGGUGAUCACUUAUCAACACAGUGACUUAGACAGCCCAUUUCAUCAAUCAUAAAAAACACUAAAACUUGUUGAAUGUCAAACAGUCUCACCUACACAUCCAACUAGAGAGCUGUUAAAUGAAAAAGUUUAUUUCUCGUUGUGCCUUACAGAGAGAAGACAAACAUCUCCUUGGUAAAGGUCACUCAGCUGUUCUGAUUUAAUCUGGAGGUGAAGGUAAGAAUGACACACCACGCAAACACUUCAGCUAUCUUCAGCCAGAAUAAAGAAAUACCAUCCGUGCAAACACAGCUACUGUCUCAUGGAUGUUUUUGACUCUGUCCUGCAGGGUCUCUGCAGCUGAUCUUUGCCUCUGUGUCAGUGUUUCUGCACGCCAUAUAAGCAUCGCCUAUGGUGUACUGUUUUUGUUGAUGUCUGUGUCUUGUGUUUGAGUGUCUCAGGUCCGAUCCAUCAUGGAGCAUCUAGAAGUUUCAUCCUAGAGCAUCUAGAAGUUUCUCUUACAAUCCAACUGUACUCUUCAUAUUUUUUGCUUUUUAGACAUGCUCAGCAGUUACUGUGCAGAUAUUUGUGUUUGCAGUGUCAGCAGGGAGUGGCUGUCUGAGCAGGACAAUGAUGAUGAUGAUGAUGAUAGUGAUGGUUAUGAUGAAGGUGCUGUGUGAACUUGUCUGGCCAGUUAUAAGGAAUCUGGUUCAAGAAUCCGGAAAUGACAUUUUUCACAUCGAGAAAACACAGUCUGAUCUCUUAGACAACGUGUCUCUAUUCUCUAUUGUUUCCACAGAUUUACAUACCAGACCCACAGAGAGCAACUCGCCGCACCCUGAGUGGACGCCACGAACCAAUGCUACCUCUGAUAUGAAGUUUAUUAAAGACAGACUCUGAGGUUAUUAUCCUGGUAUCAAACCUCUCAGUAAGGUCAGAGAUGACAUUAAAGCUGGGGAGUUUGUCCUGCUUGCUCUCAUGCUCUUAGGGUCAUUAAUAAUGUUAAAGUGGUAGUUUAUAUUCUUUGAUUAUAAUCCUGUAAGAGGAAUCUGUCUGUCUCUGUGUCUGUGUCAGCUCUCCAGGAUCCUCUACUCUGUUUAUAACAGGCGGUUUGGUCCCGUAUCCCUGCAGGCCCUCAGGAGCCGGUCUGGCCGGUUUUGUGGGAUUUCAGCAGAACAGGAAUAACGAGGGAGAACUUGCCCGGGCCUCAGUGUUUGUGUUCCUCAAGGGGACGAGCGCUCCGACCGGUUUUCUGGGGUGGAGAGAUGAUAGAGAGAGGGGGAGGGAGGGUGUGGGGCAUUCUCCCUCACCUCUCUCUCUCUCUUUUAUCGCUCUGUCUCUCCCUCUGUCUCCGUCUCUCUAUCAGUCCACCUGAAGAGCUGCACGCAGCGCUGCAGGAGUCCUCAGCUGAACCAGGUAAGUUAUUGAUCACUAAUCAAGGGUUACCUGAGGGGGGAGCUGAUUGGCUGACAGGUGGGCAGAGGAGGUGAGGGUAAGGAGCCGGGGGGCAGGGACACCGGGAUCAAUCAGACCUUUAUUCCUGUUAGAGGGAGGGCAAGAGAGAGAGAGAGAGAGAGAGAGAGAGAGAGAGAGAGAGUGUGUGUGUGUGUGUGUGUGUGUGUGUGUGUGUGUGUGUGUGUGUGUGUGUGUGUGUGUGUGUGUGUGUGUGUGUGUGUGUGUGUGUGUGAAGGGUGGAGCACCUACACAAGUGGAACAGGCUCUUUGAUAAUCAGAAUAUAAAGCUGGACUGAUAUCAGAUUUUCACCUCAGGAUCUGUCAGCAUUUGUUGUGAGAAACUCUAUAUAAUAAGUUCAUUUCAUAUAAAAAAUCAAAUAUGAAAUAUCAGAAUAAUCAUGGCUGUUGGUCAGAUUAAAGGAGGAACCACUGUUACUAAACUUUACAGUUAGACACACGCUGUCUCUUUUUUGUGUCAUCAUUUUUAUCUAAUGAUGUUUAAAGUUGGGUUUUAUCUUCACCUGUGAAUUAUUCUCUGUUAAACAUCAUCCGUCUGAUAAAAAAACUGUUCAGGUUACUCACUUCAGGUCAAGCUUAUAGACUGUAUAUACCAUAGACAAUUUGGUUCCACUUUCAGCCAGUAUACGGAUUUGUAGCUGAAAAGCUCUCGGUAGUUCCGCAUUUUUUCUCCAUUUCCUGAAACCAACAUUGCGCAGUAGCGUUGUAUGCACUCCACCACUUGCGCAGAAGCAUUAUACGCAUUUGGCGGAAGAGUCGUCAAGAGUCGCUGUGAUGACGCUCGACUCAAACAGCGUAUCCCCUGGUGAGCUACACAAUCUACGUAUAGGCUGUAUCAAGUGUCAAUCAUAGAAAACAUGAACCCCCUAAUAACUUUAAAAAAUGGAGCUGUACAGAAAAAAAGAGGACUUGAGCACAAACCAGUGCAAAAUAACUACAUGUCAACAUCACAACCAGGGGGUGAAAAAUUCAUAUUCUUUGUCAUUAAUUUCUAAAGUUUGUCCACAGGCCCAUAAAUUUUGCUGGCGGAGGCAGGAUUUAUGACCUAUACUGCAGCCUGUCACCAGAGGGUGCUGUUCUCACGGUGGCUUCACCCAGUGAGGAGGCAGAUGGCGUACAUUCUAUAUAAAGUCUAUGGUCGAGCUCCUGGCUUUCCUCCUGAUCAGCGCUGCAUUUGUAGCCUCACUUUGUGAUCAAGUCGAGCCAACUGCUGACCGAGUCUUCUUUCUCUUUUGGUUUCAUGGUGGCUGACGACCAGCGUAAAGACCCUUUACUGCCCCCUACAGUGAAGCAUGCUUCACUGUAUUAGCAGGAUAUCAGUGUUUCAUUCUUCAAAAGGAGAGAUUAUUGUUGAAAGCUCUGAAAAUCCCCCACUGAAUGAAAUACAUCAUUGUCAUUCUACCACUGAUAGAAACCAAAAUCUUAGUUAGUUAUUAGUGAUGCAUUUUAGCUGGUCAUCAUCUUGUCUCCUUUACGUAAAAAAGGGUCAUUAAGGAACUUUUAUCGUUACAGUUUUCUUCAAUGAAAUUAAUUUUAGCUGUGACUCACAGUUUUUCUCCUCUUAAAUGAAUCAGCUUUUUACAAUCGACUGGAGAAUCUUUUAGUCUAUCAAACACCAGAAAUGUUUCCUUUGGUUAAAUCCUCAGAUUUUUCGUCCGCAAAAAAAUACAAAAAGCUGCAGCAGCAAUUUCAAACAUUUAAGAAACUGAAACUUUUGAGUUGUUUGACAUUUUUGCUUUAAAAAUCACCAUCUGAUCUCAAACUAGCUAAUAUUUGGUGUGUUUUUUUCUAUGCUCAGUACUUGAUCAAUCAGCUUCCUCUCUGUCUUGUGGUUUGAAGUUGCUUAUAAAGUAAUCUUUGACCUUUGACCUUCUACAUGAACUUACAAUGACACUCUUCAGUUUUCAGAGCCUCCAUCUGCUCACACCUUUAGCUGGUUUUCUGUGAACAAAUGUCCCAGCUGAAGGGCGAGCUUACAUUAAAAACAUGCAGCUGGUUGUUAUCUACAUCACCUGCAUGUUUCUGGAUAGGUGUGGUAUCUAUGGCUGCAUAUUUACACACAGCCUGCCUCUACCUACACCAUGAUACACAUGUCAGAGAAAGAGUUUUAGGAUAAACUCAUCUCAAUCAGGGGGGUUAGAUUUCUCAGAAGGGUUCAGGUUUCAGUUCGUAGACUGGGCAGCCCUGACCAAUCAGGUGUCUGUCGGAGAAAUAGUCUGUAUGGAGAGCAAAAGCAGGAGGAACACAGUCGUCCAUAAUGACCUCCAGCUCCGGUGCUUGGUAAUCUGAGGAGGAUUUCCUUCUCUGUAUAAACAGAUAUCUGCAUAAAGGUCAGCUACCAAUCUGCUCUGGACACUAAUUUGACUGAUGCUGAGUCAGCAUGUAGAUUUCCUGACUUUCCUGAAUAUUUUAUAAAUGAUGGAUCUGACCUCCGUUUAACAAACAUGUUCAAAGUAGUUUUCUUCUCCUCUUGAAGACCCGACAAAGCAAGACUUUGGACUUAUCUUCACCAUGAUGUUAUUUCAGCAAACCGAAGACCCAAUAAUGAGGAGAACAUCAGUUUCUGCUUCAGGUUCAUACUGCUGAAGGAAGCCAAAGUGAAGCCUCUGAGGGACUUUCAACAGGGAAACUGAUCAUUUAUCAUCAGAUAGGAGAGGAAUCAAAUGAAUUGCAUUUUUCAUUUUGGUGUGAUCACAUCCUCACGUCUUGAGGUGUUAAUUGGACAGUUGAUGCAGCGUGCUGUUCGAUGUUGUUUGUUGCUAAAUAAGUGGAGACACUGGGUUGGCUGAAACAUCUUCUCCUACAAAUGUUAAAUGGUUGUGAAUGAGUUCUGAGAUCAAAAUAAAUAUACCAAAUUUACCAAGUUUCAUAUCUGGAGUAGCUCCCCUUGUGACCAAACUACCCCUGACCUGAACUCUGUAGACCUCUGAAGGUGUGCUGAGGUAUCUGCACUCAAACAUCAGCAGCAGGUCCUCAGUGUGUGAGCCAGAGCCUUAAUUGACUCUGUACACUGUGAGGAUAUUUCACAGCUUGGACAGUGAACCUGAGUCUGCAUCCCUACGUGGAGAUUGAUCAGAGGGAUUUAUGAGCACCCGUUCACUCAUGUAGAGAGUGUGUUCCUCAUCCAGCGUCAGUCAGUCAUCAGGUCUGAGGUUUCUGAGGUCCUGCUUCAGGUGAGCUGGAGGUGUGAUCUCAGGUAAAAGUGAGGUUAGGGUUUGAUUUGGCAAUCAAUAUAUGCAACAAAGAAAUCUGCAAAAACAAGUGUGUGUGUGUGUGUGUGUGUGUGUGUGUGUGUGUGUGUGUGUGUGUGUGUGUGUGUGUGUGUGUGUGUGUGUGUCUACAGACAGGUCUUUUCUUGCUCACAGGCUGAAUGGGAACAGUCGCUCAGCUGACGGAUCCUGACAUGUUCAAAGUCUGAUCAAACUGCUGACACUGUUCACUGAAAGUGUGAGUGUGUGUGUGUGUUUAUAACUGAUGGUGUGUGUAUAAGGGAAAGUAAGCUGUGUUUAUGUUAACAGACACAGCAGCUCUACCACUGCAGAGCUCCAGAAUUGACCCUUUGGGGGAUGUCUAGACUAAUGAAGAGCAAGAAUCACAAACUUUCUGUCAACUCAGAAUGAGUCUUUAUAUCUACAGAGGAGCAGGUCCUCUUCUACAGAGCACACCACCAUGUUUCUACAGGAGCACAGAACAGACAAACUCGUGACACUGAGUUUUCGUAUUUUGUGAGAGACUGCAUGAGAUACAAGAUCUGAUCGAAGAGUGGCAGUAUGGGAAGACUGUUUUAUUGUCCUCAAAGGCCCCUGUAGAUUCAUAAAGAGAGGGGACACAUCAGACAGGCACCUUUAUAAGACCACAGCUAUCCUUUCACAAAAGUCUCCAAAAGGAUCAGAGUCAUCUGUGCAGUAAUGUCUAUAAAGAGUACAGAAGGUAACACUUGUUCUGUGCUGCUAGAGAAACCAGAGGUGCGAGAUGAUGGCCUCACUGUUAGAGGAGACCUGAUCACCAGAGGUGUAAAGACUCCUUUAAACUUCAUCAUUAAGGUAGUCAGCUGAUUUUACACUGACUUAGACAGACUGAUGAAUUAUUAUUUUUAUGCAGAACAGAAUAGAAUAGAUUAGAAUAGAAUAGAAAAGAACAUAUAUAUAUAUACUGUAUAUUUAAAGUGGAUUAGAUUAGAUUAGAAUUGACAAGAUAAAAUUAGUUUAGAUUUUCCUAGAUUAGAAUAGAUUAGAUAAAUUUAAAGUAGAUUAGAUAAGAAUAGGAUAGAAUAGGUUAAAUCAAAUUAGAUUAGAUACAUUUUGACAGUCUGAUUUUUAACUUUAUUACUGAUACCAUCAGUGCAGUUUGCAGACUGUUUAACAUCUAAAAAGUUGUUUUCAUUUACAAUUUGUGUCAUGAAAUGUUAUAAAUUUUCUCUCUUGUCAAUGUUGUCUUUUAAAGUAAGUCUUUGCAUGUUAGGUGGAAAACGUGUCUCUGUAUUUCGUUUUGCUUUAUUUCUUAAAUGAAAGCUGCUCUAAAGAUGAGUAUCUAUAGAGAGUUUCUAAUUGUCAUCAUACGAUGCACACAUACUCUAAUCUCUCUCUCUCUCUCUCUCUCUCUCUCUCUCUCUCUCUCUCUGUCUCUCUCUCUCUGUCUCUCUCUCCCUCCCUCUCUAUGUAUGUAGUGUGUGAAAGUUGUUUUUCAUGUCUUUGGAACUUAAACUGCAAACUGAAGCCCUGAGCCUGCAGGACCGGUCAGACCGGCUUAAUGUUCCUGAAAAAUAAAAACUACAUUUUCUCCCACAUGAAGCGGGGCAGGUUAUCAGAGUGCGCACACACACACACCCACACACACACACACACACACACACACAGAGUCCGCGGGCUAUAACGUACAGGCACAAACUCUUGAUUUAUUGUUGUCUGAGCCUGUCUGCUGUGAGUGCUGGUGUUCAGGUGCAUUUAGAGACAUGAAGGGUCAGGUCUGAAUAUAUCUGAAAUACUUGGUCUAAAAUCUUUAGUGUAACUCUCUAAUGAUCACAUGCGCUUUAUCUUUCAGUCAAAGGUCAAAGGUCAGCAAAGUGAUGGAGUGUUUUAACAGCCUCCUCCUGAAGCUGAGGGAGGUCCACGAGCGGGAGUUGGAGGGUAAGUAGAGCCAUGACACUGGACAGAGGGUUAUAUGUAUGAACUCAUCUGAAACAUCUGAUGUGGUUAGAUGAACCCAAGUAUGAGACCUGUAACACUGUGGGACCCAUGACACUUACCUGUAACACCUGUGGCACUGUGUUACCUAUGACACUUUGAUACCUGUGACACAUGUUACACCAAUGACAUCUGUGACACUGUAAUACCUGGGUCACGUGUAACACAUGUUACACCAGUGGCUCUGUUAAAUCUGUUACACAUGUUACAACCGUGACACCUGUUACACCAGUGAUUUCUACAGUAUAUCUGACCAGCUGUUUUUUGUUGUUUCUUUGUUUUGUGUUGGUUUUUUUUUGUGUGUGUGUGUGUGUGUGUGUGUGUGUUGUUCUUUUGUUUUUUAUGUUUUGUUGUGUUUAUGAAUUUUUUUGGCUUUUGUGUUGUUUUGUUGUGUUUUUGUGUUGUUUUGUGUUGUUGUUGUGAUGUUCAGUUUGGCAGAUGAAGAUCCAGGAGUUGUCUAAUAAGAAAGGCUGGUGAGUGAGAGCCUCUGUACUUGGUUUUAAAUGAGCUCCACUUGAGCAGACAACAUCACUAUGGCCCAGCUCACAUGCUGAUUGUAAAAUUUACAACAUAUUUUAAUCACAGUGACACAAAGCGAAUGGAAGAACUGUUCACUAAAAACCAGCAGAUGAAAGAGCAGCAGAGGUUACUGACUGAGAACAUCAAGAGUCUGGAAAACAGGUAAUUAUAAUCCAUCACAACACCUGCAUGUGUUCUUGUUGUCUCAAGCCGCAACAACUAGUCUAAAGAAAUGAGGCUAAAGACGAAGCAGGUUUACGGCCUGGUUCAAAAACAGUUUCAUCCUGAAUAGUUCAGAGCUUCCCUGACAUCCACUGUACAUGAGAGAAAUGUUUUAGUAAUGUGUUCAUUUUGAAGUUAUUACCAGAUUAGCCAAUCAGAAGUACAGCAGACUUGACCAUGAGGGUUAGGACAUGGUAGGGAGACAGUUCAGUGUGCUAGAUUUACAAUAAGUACUGUAUAUACAGCUUAUAUUACUGGGAUUAGGGACUUGCUGAUGAUGUGUGGUUUUGUCGGCAGGUUGAGGGCGGGGCUUUGUGACAGGUGUACGGUGACUCAGGAGGUGGCGAAGAGAAAGCAGCAGGAGUUUGAAGCCUCUCAGAUGCAGAGCCUUCAACACAUGUCUCUACUGGGUAUCACUAAUUCAAACCCUUAUCCUCUCAUCUCUAUCACAGUUCAUUUUAUACUGUUAAAAUCCCUGCUUUGGCUCUGGACCUCUGAGUUUCAUUCUAACACAUUUAGAUCCAUCUUUCUUUUAAAUAAACACUUGUUAACAGCAUCAUUUGUGUUUGCUGAUCUGAAGCUACAGAGAUGAACAACCUGAAGAAGGAGAACAAGAGGCUGAGGGACGAGAUCCGGACCUUAAGAGCAGCUCUGGAGUGAGAAACUCUGACUUAUUAUUAAUUUAUAAAUCUUUGUCUGCCAUCUUUGUUUUGAUUUGUUGAUCAAUCAAUCAGAGGCUGUAUCUGUGAUCAGCUGAUCAAAUUAAUAUGGUAAUUUAAGAAUUUCUUCUUAAAAGUUUGAAAUAGUUUGACAGCCAGUUUUCAGCAACAAGAUUAUACUUUUGUUACUGACACCUUAACAGUUAGAUGUUAUCUUGUAAUUACAAUGUGUGUGUGUGCGUGCGUGCGUGCGUGCGUGCGUGCGUGCGUGCGUGCGUGCGUGCGUGCGUGUGUGUGUGUGUGUGUGUGUGUACAGCAAGGGUCACAGUGACCUCUCCUCCAGCAGUUCUGAGGUUAAAAUCAGCAGCCCCUCUGACCGCUCCCCCUCCUCUGGACCUGUCUCCCUCGUCUCCAUGGCAACCGGCAGGAGCAGCAUCCAGCCAGCAGAAGGCAACGUCUCAGUAAAAACUGAGGUAGAGCCCAAAAGUGAAGGUGAGGAGGAAGGGGAAGAGCGUUUGUCUGCUUUUUAUUUGAUUUGGAUUUUAAUAAGUUUGUGUUUUUAUCAGCAGAGAGCGAGCACAGACCAUGGAGAGGGGUCCACAGAAACCACCUUGUAAGUUUAGUCAUCUACUAAAACAGACCUUUAACUUUUUACUCCUAAUAAAUUGUGAAAUGAAAUAGGUUUCCCUCUCUACUGUUUUCAGGGUAAGAAAGUUGCAGUUUAAGGCAAUAAGAUUGUUUUUAUACUUCUUAUUUUAUAACUUCUUAAUUAAAUCAUAGAAAUGGAUUUUCUUUUUCAAAGUAUAGACUCUUCCUUUAGAUUUAUAUGACAUAUAGAUGAUAUAAAGUGAAAACUAUUCAUUUCUGUGUUGAUGUUGUGUGAACUCUCUUAGGAGUCGUAUAAGCCUCUGUCCUCACCGGGCUGGAAACCAGAGCAGCAGAGUGUGAGCCGGGCUACAGAGAGAAGGUUAGACUGAGUUUAUACACAGAGUUUAGUUUGUCAUUAAUGUAUUUGAAAGUGUGUCUCACUGUUUUGUGUGUGUGUGUGUAACAUUGACGCCCUCUGUUGGGAAGGUUGAGGGGUGCACUUUAUGUUGUGUUGAUAUGCUGAAAAGUUCUGCUAAGGUUUGUUUAAGUGAUUUUCUGUGACAGCGUUAGUUAUCUAUUUGAGAGACCCUCGAACGAUCAUUUACUGUGAAACUGAGACUCAGGAGAGACAGAAGGACAGGUGCUCCACAGCUGAAACAGAGCACUGGUAGUUGGGUGUCAAACUGUGAAAUCCCGGUCUAGAUCUCAGCUAAUAGGUCAUCAAACUGGGACCUGAUCCUCAAAGAGCAUGCAGCAGCAGGAAAGUUCAUCCAGACACAGUUUAUAGAGGAGAGAGCAUUAACCAGCUGAGAGAGGGUCCAGGGUAUGAAUCUAGUUGUGUCUCACAAACAUGAUUAAUCAAAUGUUCGUUAAUCAAUGACUGAUUAUGUUUUAUUUAUUUGGAUCCUCAUUAGCUACUACCUAAGUAGCAGCUUCUCUUCCUGGGGUCCGCAAGAAGACAGUAAACAUUUGUAUCGAGAUGUUAAAAUCAAAACUGAAACAAGAGUUAUGACGACAUUACAUUUCUAAUUACAACAGACAACAAUAAAGGCCAAGAUAGGUGUACUAGUAAUUAAAAUCUCAUUGGUAUGUAUUGUAUGUUGUCACAGCCUCGUCUAGGUUCCAGUCCAAUUAUUUGGUUCCAAAUAUUAGUUCAUCUAAACAUCUAAACCUCCUCUUGUUCCUCCUGAUUUAGAUCUCAGGGCGUUGAAGGACUAGACCACAGAUCCCUCAUCCUUCCUCAGGUGGUUCCUCUGAAAAACUGCUCUUCAACAUCCAUAGGAGAUGUGAGCCCCAGCAGACAUGUCCUCCACCCGUCUAUCCCCUGUCGUCCUCAGCCAAUCAAAAGCAGCCCUGUGUCCCUCAACUGGCCUCUGUCUGAGCCCGCUGACUGGGGCUCUGCUCCAGGAUCCAUCCUGGUGAUGCCUCCCUCCCCUAAGUCCCACCCUCUACGAUUCCCUAGCCUGAUCCAGAUGGGUCAGCCUGGCAGGAAGCAGGCUUUCGGGUCUCUGUGGCCCAAACAGGGUGCCCCGAAACCACCCACCAAAGAACCCACAGUGCUGUUCAGACUCAGGGGUCUGCCCAACCAAUCAGACAGCCCCUCCAGACCCCAAGAGAGGAAGGAGAUCCAGACAGCCAGGACAGAAAAGGGGUCUGCAGACGGGCUGAGAGAGGCGUGUGAGGGGCCUCUGGACCUAUCAGAGCGAGGGAAGACCAAACCCAACCAGACCGCCAGAGAUUAUUCACCUUUGACCUUAAGAGGAGAGCAGCGAGUUCAUGACAGUCCAGACAGGGACGCCAACCCAUCGGCACAGAGACCAGAACCAUCACCUGUGCCCCGGUCCUCCUCAUCCUCCUCUUCAUCACCAGCUAAAGUCCAGGAGGAGGAGCCCCCCACCAACCACGACUGCACAGUAACUACAGACCUUUAUUUCAAAGACAAGGGUCCACAACAGCAUAAACACACAUAUAUACAGUAUAUACACAUUUGAACACAAAUAUACACACUCCUUAGUACCCAAGGUAAACUUAUGUUUCCUGUCAGGAGCAGAGAGACGAACUUAACGGACAGACAGAGCAGAACAACAACAAGAAGGUUCCUAUCCUCACCUUAUCUCUACGCCCAGGUACAGAACUCACUCUCUUACCUUUUUGUGUCUUUGUGUGAAUGCUUAUCACACAUACAGGUGAGUAACACACCUGUCUCCUAUCUGUGUGUGUGUGUCACAGUAGUAGUGCUGGAGACUCUGAACUCUGCUCUGAAAAAACAGGACUCUACUUCAGACAGUAAGGUGAGAGAGAGAGCUCUGACAGAGCACAGACUCAGGUAAAUCUCACCUGAUGGUUCAGCCGUUUGCUCACCUGCUCCUCCUCUGACCCACACAGUCAUCCUCACCUGCAGCAGAGACAGGAAGCGGCUCUGACGGACAGGAGGAGGAGGAGUGUGCGUCCGGCCCUGAGAGUUACCGAAGCUGUAAGAGGAAGAGGACGUCUGCAGAGACAGAGACGGACAGAGACUCAGAGACGGACGGUGAGACGAAGAAGAAGAUGUACUCUUCUUCUCUGUUUUCUUUCAGACUUGACCUUUUAGUAACCCCCAAAAGGACAGACAUGAUGCUGCUCCUGUUUCAUCAUCUCAUACUGACCCUGUCACCUCCUCUGAUUUGUUUUUGGUCUCUGCAGAUGUCCAGUCUGAGAGGAAGAUCCAGAUCACAGUGAGGACAGAGGAGAGAAGCCCCAGAUAAGGAAGGAAACAGCACUUCAUCUAAAGCUGUCUUAACUGGCUUUACCACCAGGGGGCACUAGAAACAAGCUCUGAACACACAACCGAGAAUCAUCACCUGUAGCUUUUCUAUAAAACACAGACAGUGAUGAGGCAGAACCCUCAGACUUCUGCUCACAUUUAAACCAUCAUCCAUCACCAUCAGGUCUUGUCUUCAUCAUACAUGUUUCUGUCUAUUUUCAGUCUCACAUCUGUCUGUGAUACAAAUAAGCUUCAGUUUAAUUAGGACAGCGGUCUACACUAAACCCCCAGAACAGCACAAACUCACACUUUCUGAUUCACAGGUUAACACUUAUCGUGUGAGUUUCCUCCUGUGAAGGAUUCCUCUUCAGUUAAAUCCUCUCUCUCAGUUUGAACACUUUUGAACUCUGAACAGGAAGCUUCAGUGACUAUGAACACAAUUAAAACAUCUUAAUCAGACACACGACAACACAAAAAGACUUAUUACUGAUAAUAGACAGAUCUAUAUCUAAUAAUUCAGCAAACUGGAUCAUGAUAAUGAGGAGAACAUCACAAGAACAUCAGUUUCUGUUUCAGGUUCACACUGCUGAAGGAGGCCAGAGUGACGCCUCUGAGAGAUUAUUUACAGAGAAACUGAGACUCAGCACAGACAGAUGAAGUGGAGCCCCUCUGUGAGAGUGAUGAACUAAAACAUGAUAGUUUAUAAUACAAACGUACUGUCUGUGGAUGCUGAUUUCUGUUUGCCUAGUGACUGAUCACAUGAUCACUUCAGGAGUUCCUGAUUGGAUGUAUAUACUUUACAGAACAGACAGUGUUAGUAGGAAGUUUUUCAUGCCUACAGCCUGGUUUAGAUCUCUGUGUGGACUCUUUACUACACUGCAGUGGUCUGACUUCUACAGCUGGGUUCAAAAAAUCAUUUUUCCGAUUCAGAUAGAUUUUUUUAUCAAAUUUUUAAAUAUCGGUUCAUUAUCAAUCUUUUAUCACACACCCUGUCUCCAUGAAAGAAAGCGCUUAUAUUGUUUCUGAUUACUUUACAGCUUGUUUUUUAAGACUUCCUAUCAUAUUCAACAAAAACAGGUACUGUAGCUGAAACACCCCUCAAUGAAUCAAUAUAGAAUCAAACAAAUUAAAUCAAAUUGAAAAUUAAACUGAAUCGAAUCAGGGAUCUUGAUAAACGAAAUUGAAUAAAUCCAGGAAACCAGUGGCAAUACCCAGCUCUAAAUACUCAGUAGUAGUCUAAAUACAGCCACAGUGUAGUAGUUUAACUACACUGUGGCUGAGUCUGCUGUUAAAGGCACAGUGUACUUGUGUGGUAGGGGUUAGGGUCAGGGGCAUCCACACUGCUCUGUGAUACUCUACCAGUACAGUAGGGAGCCGUUUCCUCUUGAACGCGGUGCUUGUUCGUGCAGAAAGCUACGACAGAUGAGAGCUGUCAGUCACGUUUCUUUGUUCCACAGUGUCUCUCUAACCUCCCACAGUCCUGCUGAGAGUGUCAAACACUCGUCUUCAAACUGAACACAGAAAACCUGACUACACUGAGGACCAGAGCAGACCCUGACAGAAACUACAGAGACAUAGAGGGCUCAGAAAAUGUCUCAAUGAUUUAAAAGCCCUGAGCGUGUGAGCCGUCUUUAAAACUGAGUCACUGUUCGCUCAAAACACAGCAGAGUGUCAGGAAAUGACCAAAUAAAACAAACACAGCAGAGUUUGGAGGACAAAGAUCGUGGUCUGGUUUUAGUUCCUGAUUCUCUCAGCUGUUAAAAACCAUCUCAAGAUUUUGUGGUCCCACAGCCUCUCCCCUGUGUCUCUGUAUUUUUCUGGUAGUGUAUUCUGGGUAUUUCUUUCUCUUUCCUGGCAUCUCCGUCGAAACCCGGUUAUUUCUGUUCAGACCCCCCGCCCUGUUUUUUACUGACCAACUAAGAGAAAUAACUGCUUCCACUUCCUCUUUCUGGUUUUGAGAGUGCUGACAUAUUCUGCAACGCUUAACUUUCCACUCACAGCUGUGACCGAGUGUGUUACUGUGUGUGUUACUGUGUCUGUGUGUGUUACUGUAUAUGUGUUAGGCGGAUGGAGGUGAUAAACAGUGUUUGUUUGUAACUCAUCCUUCUCUCGUAGUCAGUGUGUCAUGAUGAGAAAAAUCAUAAAUUAUUGUCCGCUUAGAUAAUUGACGGUAUAAAAACUGUUUUUUACUGUAAAUAUCAGACAUUGUUCUCCCUUGUUUCCGCUCUGAUCACAGUCUUUGAUCCUGUGAGAGUGUGUGUGAGCUCUGAUGUUAUUCCAUUGAUUUCUAUAGUUUCCACUGCAGCUCUGUUUGUCCAUUGGAGUCCAUUAGGAGCAACCUUUCUUCGAUGUUCACUGACUAAAAUCCCUGACAGCUCUGGGUUGUUAAAAUGUGACUGACUUUGUCACGAUGAGCUUUGAUUUUGAUAAUCCAUCUGUCUGAAUGUUAUCACUUUGUGUAUUAAUACACUGCUCUCUGUAUGAUGCUAAAAUAAAUCUGAUUUCUGAAAUAAAAAGCUCAGAGUCUGGAUGAUUUAUUUCAUAUUGUUCUCAGAGAUUAUUAAAGAGCAUAUAGAUUUUCCUUCAUGCCCACAAAGUUGACCCCGACCUCACAGUCAUGAUACCACCACUCUCACGUCUAGAGUUGUCAUUGGCUAGUUUUCACAUCAUUAAUCACUCCUGAAUAGUAAAAAAAAAAAUCAAUAUUAUCACAUUGAUUAGAGCCCCCCCAAGGCACUGUUGUUAUACCGUGGAAUUUUUUUCUUAUACCUCUUCCGGACAAAUUUUGAUUCGCUACUGGUUCAACUGUUUGAAGAGUUGUCGGACAAAUUGUUGAUCAAAAAUGUGUGGUUUGAUCAGGAGUGGUGUGCUCUUACUUCUCUCUAUUAUGUAUGAAUUUUUCAUGACUUAUGUUGCAAAAAAAUGCAUAAACAUUUUGUAUUGAAGUCAAUGGGACAAGCCAAAAACAACAACAAAAAAGAAUUAUUGGGGUUUUUCAAACAUCUACUCCAGCUUCUUUUUUACUUUUUUAUUUUAUUUUAUUUUUUUGUUUGAAUAAAUUGUUGAAAAAGUAAUGUUUGCUGUAGGUGUGCUCCUUGUAUAAAAUAUCAAAACUCUACUAGUAUUAAUUAUUUAUAAUCACAUCAUAAUGUAGACAUCCCUGCAGUAGACCCAGUGGUCCUUCUAGUGUCUGCCUAUUAUUGGUCCAUAUGAUGUAAAAUUAAUAAAUAACAGUUCUGUGUUUAACCAGAGUCCAAUUCCAACAGGAAUCCUUCAUUUAAACAAUGAAGCCAACACACCAGUUGUAAAAACUGCAGUUCCUCUAGUGUCCACUAGAGGCUGACCCCUGAGGUGAAUCAGUCCCCAUAGAGCCCCAUGUUAAAAUGUGAAACUCACAUUUGUGCUUUUUCAUUCAUAUUUGUGUCUGCAUAUCAUAAGUAACAGAGUUUUAUGUUACUGACUGAAUAGUUUACUUUGUUUCAACAUGAGUGUUUGAUUCUGGUUCAGUUCUAGUUUCAGAUGAAGUGACUGGCCCAUCUGAUAGCAUACCUCCUUGAUGCAUCUCCUUGAAGGUGAUCUACCUGGGAGGCAACCUCAACAUAGACCAUGGGGACAAUGGAGGGAUUACAUGACCCAGAUCUGGACAAGAGGAAGAAAACCAGACAGAUGUCAUUAUCCUGGCGUGUGCACAGAAACUGAUGUUUGCACAUUUGUUAGGAAAUGUUUCCUCUCCUCUGUCAUUACAUGCUACAAAGUGUUUCACUUAUGAGGUUGAGGUUAGGCAUGCCUCAAAAUGGGGGCUACAGGUUUGUUCACUAUGUUGGAUACUGUCAAAUUGUGUUCACACUCACUGGGAGAAAGAUCGUUUGUGCAGGUGAAAUCCAGGUUUAUGUAAAGUCAACGUCACCUGUCUCACCUGUAUUCUGGUGAUAGUUGGUGUUUUCAGUGUCCUCCCCUCUCAUUGGUUGUUGAUGUCUCUUUGUUUCCAUCCUCUCACUGAGCUCCUCGUGUUUUUCUGGAUCUUUAUUUCUACCUCUCUGUGAGCUUUGGUUCUCUACGAAACCAGAGGCUCCAUCCAUCCUUCCAUCCAUCCAUCCAUCCAUCCAUCAGUGCUGCUAGGGUCUCUUUAUCUCUUUAUCCCUCAGCAGUUUCACACGCUCUACCUUUGUAUUUAUUUCUAAUCUCAUCAUUUCAUCUUAUCCUCUCCUCCCUCCACCUCCUCCCUCCAUCUCUGCUCUCUCAGAACAAACUCAGCAUCUAAUCCAGCCGCUGAUUAAGGAUUACAGCAGCCUGAGCUCUCUCGCUCUCUGUCUCUCUCUCUCCUCUCUCUGUCUCUCUCUCUCUCUCUCUGUCAAACCAUCAUUUGAAUACAUGUUAGGUCUGUUCUGUACACCAUGCAAAUGUGUCCCUCACAUCUGUCCAGUUGAUCCAUUUAUCCCCCCUCCCCUCUGUCUCAUGGAUCACACAGACAGAAUCAGACCAUGAGGGGGGAAAUCCAAACCUCCUUAAAAAAUGUCAAAUAAUGAUUGUUUUUAUAGAUCAUGCAAUAUUAAAGUAAUAAUUGUCAUUGCCAGCUUUAAUAAUCUACUCUUUCAUUUAGUGUUUCGGGCAUUUUUUCAAACCAUAGAGCCCUAAAAGAAAAAAAAUCUAACCCAUCACUUUGUCUCCUGCUGCUGUAAAGUCUCCAGUCAGGGGGCUUAAGCUACUAUCUUGUACUUCUGGAUCUAGUUACUGCUGCUAGGUUAAACCUAACACAUUAUAACAACUCCACCCUGUUUCCCACAGUGUGAGGUUGUAUUUUUUUGAGCUAGCUAACCACAGAAGUUAAAAUAUGAAAGCAGGGAGAUAGAGAGAAAGAUAUAGAGCUGGAGGAGGCAGACUCACCUCUGCACAUCAAACAUACUACCAUCAGAGCUGACUGUUAAAGUGAACAUUUUGAAUCACCACAUCUUCAAUUUUUCUGCAGGAUGAAGCCAAAAACCACCUUUACCCUCAUGAAGAUAUAUAAAGUUAUGACAAGCAGUUUUAAUAAUCCAGGUACACACAGAUGUUGAUCAGUGCUAGCAAAUAAAAUAAUGUUAUAAUGUGACUGAGGGUAAAAACUGAAUUGGACUUUACAACAGUCUGUUAGUCUGAUAAAUUAUGCAGCACCUAAAGUCCCAAACAGAAAUACUGUCUUUACUAUGUGCACUGGAUAAUAUAUAUGAUAUAUGAUGUAGCUAUUUUGUAGGAAAACCUUUUGACCAGCAGUUAUUUAUAUAUAUUGCACACAGUAUAUUUUCCGUUCUCAAAUAAUGAUCUCUUGUGCAAAUAAUUAUUUCGUGCUCAGAAGAGAAUUACUCUAAUAUUCUUGUACUUCUUCGAACAGAGUGAAAAAGUUUUGCUCAAGAUAAUUUUUUUGUCUUCUUGGAAAGUGAAAUGAUAUGAUUCAAAAGCAAUAAACAUGACAUAAAAAGUUAUGAUUGUGUUUAACAUGGGGGUCUAUGGGGAUUGACUCAUUUUUUGAUGCAGCCUCUAGUGGACAGGAGUGGAACUGCAGUGUUUGACUUUGAUCUUAAACUCCUGCCUGGAUGUUACAGUGUAGAAAAAAACCAACAGAGAGAGAGAGAUUAGAGGAAUGUAAAUUUGCGGCUAGUAAGAGCUUGUUUAUCAUGUUCAUACACAUAAUUAUGGCUUUAUGUUUUCAGGUGUUACCUAGUGAUGUACAAAUAAAAGUUGUCCUCCGAAACGGCCUCUCAGAGUGAACCGCAGCUGAUAGUGACUGAUACGGUGCCUCUGUUUCCGCCUCUGACACCAUCAGUGGCUGCUGUUUCUUCCUCCUCUUCCUCUUUUUCUACAGCUCAGCCUGGCGCGCGCUCAGAGCACUUCCUUCUGCGCGUCCAGAGCGCUGCGCUCCGCCGGACCGACUACAUCUCCAACUCCAAACACAGCGACGAGAGGCACCGUGAGAGGAUGGAGCCGAGCUAAAGACAUGAGGAAUACUCAGCACUUCAUCUUCAUCAUCUUCAUCUGAGGCUCAAGGAUCAGCAAACAGCAGGAAGAAGAGUCACAGAGAGAGUAAGAGAGAGAAAAGAGACAGAGAGAGGACAGCGGUGAGUGUCCUUUUGAUCUGUUCAGCUCUAAGAGGGGAAGGAGGGGGGAACCCGACAAAUACACCACAAAAAGUACACAUAAGUAUAACGACCAAAUCUGAGACAGAGGAGUUUAAGAGCCAGAAAAUACGGAGAAAAUGAUGAAGGUGAAUGCUGAUAGAUGAAUUAGAGGUUUUAUCAUAGAGAGGCUGAAAAAGAGGAACUUUAACCUCCGCCUACAUAAGUAAGUGAGCAGACUCACAUUUAGAAUGCAACACCAAUACUAGUGCUACUGCUGCUGAAAUAAUAAUAAUGAUAAUUAUAUUAAUAAUAAUAAUAAUAAUAAUAAUUGUUAAAUACACUCGUUGAGCUCAGUUUUAAAACACUGCUGUCCACCAUGUUCUUAUUUUCUCAAUGUCAUUUCCUAACUUUGUGCUCUGUGUGUGUGUGUGUGUGUGUGUGUGUGUGUGUGUGUGUGUGUGUGUGUGUGUGUGUGUGUGUGUGUGUGUGUGUGUGUGUGUUAAUUUUAGCCUGCAGCAAAGAGCAGGCUGGUUUCUGUUCUGUUUCUUGUUUCUUGUCUCUCAAGUGUUAAAUUUGUCCCUCUACGGUUUGGUAAGAUUAUAUUUUUAUAUCUGAAGACUGCUGUCAUUGUAAUCUCACAGAAAGUGUGUGUGUGUGUGUGUGUGUGUGUGUGUGUGUGUGUGUGUGUGUGUGUGUGUGUGUGUGCAGAAAUGCCACCAUUACAUCACUCUGGAGGUCACAGUUAAACUCCUCUGUGUGCUUCUGAAGCAGCUGUUGCUUUUUAUUCCGCAGCCUUGCCGCCUGAUUUUCCCUCAUGGUGUAAAAACUAAAGACACUGCAACAAUGAAGUUUCUGACUCAACUUUGGGGUUUCUCUUCCUGUGACAGGGGAACUUCAUUUACAUGUUCAGAUAGAGGCGUACUUCAUUUUUUUGAGAAAUACACUCAGACCACCUUCAUCAUUAAAACAGAUCAAUUCACAUUCAUUUCUGAUUGUCUGAUCUCAGAGAUGUAGACUAAUAAAAGUUAUUUUCACGUUAUUUUCUGAAUAAGCUGUCACUCUUUCCAAAUUAACCCAAACCCUUUAUUAAAAAAAUUAAAAUUAAACACAUUUACAACACAAAAAGAAAGGGAUGUGAUCAGAUAUUUAGACACAAAACAUUAAUACAGUAGUUAUCAGAUAUUUACCUCAGGAUUUUCAUGGUUAAACUCUUUCAGGAUAGAGUUUUGAGAGUUUUUGCAGUAACAGGACACUCCAUACUUUUCUGAGUUGGUGAAUAAUCCAGAUGUCUCUCUGGGACAUCCUGUCGCUGUGUCGUCUGUCUCACUGGUUUGAUGCCAGCUGAGCAGGCGAUGUUGUUUUGGCCGUAGGCACUCUUUCACAGGUGAACACAGUCUGUCAGCUGCUCACAGCUACAUCAUUUACACCUGGAGAAGAAGAAUCACGCCUUAGAGGACACCUGAGUCCUCCCUGACGGUGGUUCAGUCAGUGUUUGUGUUUCAGUUGUGUUCUGGUUUAAUUUUGGUUUCGCUCUUUUGGAGAGUUUUUGGUUCGUGCUUAAUUCGCUCGUAUAAACACUUUUGUUUCUGUGUCAAGACUCUUUGAAAGCCCGUGUUUGUCGAGGUGAUAGAUGUUAUAAUAACCAUGUGGUAAACCAACGCUGACUAGAUUAAAUUGAUGAUAAAUAGGUCAGCAUGUCUACAAUAGACGCUGGCUGCAGCUCAUGUAAACAGGAUGACCGUGAACAUGUGGUGUGUUUAUUUGGCCUGCAGGUGUGGACGUUAUUCUGACGUUGUGUGCUUGUUGGAGUGAAGCUACAGUCAUUGUGGUGUUGUCUGGUGUUGCUACCUCUGGUCUCUGAUGCUCCAUCAGUCCUUCAUGUUCCUCUGAGUGAGCGGUGUGCAGUCUGCAGAACUUUAUUUGCAUGUAGUGAUGAUGUGUGAUAAACCUCCUACAGAGUUAUAAAACAGCACAGCUCAAGGUUAUGGUGUUUUAAUUAUUUAUAUUAUAAGUCUGCUUUUGUCCCAACAUGCUCUCAGUCUGAAGCUCUGCAGAUUAAAGCUCCUGUCAGGAACUCUAAAUAUGUGCUGAUGGACAAAAGUGGUAUCUCCUGUCUUUGCUGAUAUUUUUCUGUGUAUACAUGGGUGUUUUUUCAAACCAGACAUAUUAUAAUAGGACAUGCACAACUCUUAGUGGGAACUGGAUUCAAAGAUAUCAGGCUUGUAGGAAAGACAGGAGCUUUCCACUGUGUGAGUCUUUGAGGCUGUUUUGGUGUUUUCAUCGUGUUAAACAACUCUGUGAAGCUUUACUGUGCAAAAAAGGUGGCUUUAAGAUUUUUCUGCAGCGUGUAGUCUGACACCAACCUGCUGCAGUGACAUGACGCAAAACGACAAUGUAGAACUUCAUUAUGUGCACUUACUGCCUCAUGAGCUGUGACUCAGAAAAAUAGGCAGUAACAAUAAAAAUGCAACACCCAUCCAUCCGUAAGAUUUUACUGCUUCACUCUUAUAGGGUCUGAGGGGGUCGGUCCAACUACUGCCAGUUAAGAUGAAGGGUUACACCUGAAAAUUGGCCAGCCAAUCUCAGGCCUGAUGCAUAGACACGAAUAACCAAUCAGACUCACUCAGAGGUUAGGCUAUUAUUUUUAAUGAAAACUAACAAAAUAUCAAAAAUGAAAAAGUUUAACUUAAGUCAAAACAAAAGAGCCUUUUAAAGAUAAACUGGCUGACAAAACUCACGAGAAUAAAAUCAUGAUUGUACUCACCAGCCAUUUAUUAAUAUUAUUCCACUAUUACUCUGACACAUCCGUGUGUAUUUGGAUUGUAAGUCCUGUCAGUUAGUCUUCGCUGUAAACAUGUUUUGGUCGUGGUUACCGCUGAGAAACGCUCAUGGUUAUUUUGUUCAGGAACUAAAACUCCAGUAUCAAUUUGAUAAUCAGAUGAUGACUUCUUAUCAACUUCUGUGAACAUGAAGUUUGUGGUAUAACUAAUAACUUCUCUUAUGUAACUUUAAAGAAGUUAACAUUGACUUUUGGUUUCACACAGGAAUCAGACCUUAUAUAAGACCUUAAUGAAGGUCCUAAUUUGGUUCCUCACUCCAGGAGGAACUUUAUAAACUUUAGCCGCUGACUUUAACAGAAUAGAGGAGAGACUCUAGAGGACCUGCCGAGUCGUAUGUUGAAGUUUUGGUCUUCUGACUCGGAUGGCAUCAGUGAAGUAAAAUCUUCAGAGUAAAUCUCAGACCAUAUUUUACGACAAAGAGCUCCUCUGAUAAUAUUUAACUUCCUCUGGACUUCGCACCUUUCCUUUUUUUAAGAAGGUUUGUCCGACUGUUCCAAUCACUGAUCUUCUAUUUCUGACAUUUACUAAACUGUAAAUUCUGUUGAAGGGUGAUAGACUGAUUUUUAGUUUAAAAAUAUUUAAUUGUGUUCAACUACUGAUCAUACAUGGAUACAUACAUACAGACUCUCUGUGACUGUCUAUGACUCUAAGAUUCUCUCACUCUCAGAAAUUCUCGGUGAAUCUCAGGGACUCUCCGUGCUUCUCAUUGACUCUCAGUGACUAUCAGUGAUUCAUAGGGACUCACUGUUCACUGCUGACCAUCAUAUGAGAGUGUUGAUGUCUGACACUGAUGGAUUAGGCCUAAUCUCAGGACCUCAGGACCCUGUGAGAUUCUACUGUGUCUGAAACACCAACAGCUGGGGUUAUCAGGGUCACAGCUCUGGCCUGAGGUUGUGCUCUUUUAUAAUGACUGUUGGUAUUGCAGCAUCUGUCGGUCCUUGUUUUAGUGACUGUAGAGUCAAACCCUAACCCUGGCUGAAGAGGAGAGUGAGCCUGAUAGCGGAGUCAAAAAUCAUCUGUAUAGAGAAGUAAAUGAACUCUGUGUGGUAGGAUCAGAAAUAGAGUCUUGGGUAUCACUGUUUUGUCUCAGAGUUUCUCUGACUGUGAGGACAUUCACACUUCAGCAUUUCCCUUUCAGAUGACUGAGUGAAUUCUAAAAUCGAACUUUAAAGAACAAACAGCACUUUCUUCCUCUUCCACAGUCAAAGCUGAAGUUGUGACUCAGUGAAACUCAAACGGGCUAAAAAGAGGUUUAGGUUUUUAAUGUUCCCUUUAGACUGCUCUGUCUGUGUCCACAUACUGGCUCUGUUUUCCUAUGUUUGAACUGGUGACGAAUAUCUGUGUCUUUUAAACACGUCUACCUGUUCAAUCUCAGUGUCUGUCAAGAUAAAAUCACUCUGGGAGGUGAAGCUUCAGCUCCCAUCAGUUAUCUGUUUUCAGACAUGGAGGGCGGCUGUGGCUCUGCAGUAGAGUCGGUCUCUCAUUCAGAUGAUUGGUGGUUCAAGCUCAGGUCCUGGUGUCCACAUGCCAAAGUAGCCUUGGACAAGACUCUUGUCCUCGAGAUUUAUUCGUUUCUAGACCUGUGCAAAUGGGAUAAGCUUAUACUGUUGGUGCUUUACAUAGCAGCCCCUGCCAUCAGUGUGUGGUUGUAGUGUGAAUGUGACAUGAGAUGUCAAAGAGGUAGAGAAACGCAGUUCAUUCACCCUUUAAAUGGUGGCUGCAGACCUGGGCACAGCUGCUGUUAACUCAGUGUGUUGUCAUCCACAGUCAUCCAAGGACAAGAUUCAUGUAUUCAUCGUACAUGGUCAAGUGAGCUGCCUCUGACCUCAGUGUUUUCAUCGAGGGUAGUGAGAAACCUCAGGGACGGUCUGUCAGGGUCUUGUGCAAAAGAGCAAAAGGUUAAUCUCUGAGGGAGUUUUUUUUUUUAAAUAACAGAAAGCUCAGCAGUCAAACUUCCCUGUCACCGGUUUUAGCUUGAUUCCCUCAUUAAGCUCGUCCCAGCAGAGAAGAGAGAACUUUCAUGGAGGAAGUAAUGAAGAGACGCACAAAGGGCUUUAUUGAAACCAAACUAACGCACUGUCUGAAGUGCCUGAAGCAAACUGAAUCAGGGCGUGUCCCACUGCAUUUUGGUAUACUGUAGUUCUGGGGCCGAAACGCUGGAUGCAGGGCUGAAAGUCUUAAAAAAUCUAAAUUUAUUAAAAGGUGAGCAGGAUUAAAUUUAAGGUCAAAAUUAUCACUGUUUUAGUAGGUCUGAUUUGUGUGACUACUAACAAAGGCUACACCUGCUCCUGACCACAAGUAUAAUUUAUGUAAGCGAAGAAUUCACAGAAAUGCUUCUUGAUAUUAUCAGAAAUCACUUUUUUGUGUAUUUUGUGAUCUGUUAACUUCACAUUAGACGUGCUGAUUUUACUUCAUGAUUGAUUUUCCUUCCUUUACUGCCACAUUCAUGAAUCCAGAGCUGUUUCUUUAGUACUGGGGACUUUAAUAUGUAAAACUACUCAUGAACAUUUCAUGAAUGGAACCCAAUCUCUUUAAGAGUACGAUGCACCUGUGGUCAGGUGUAAUACUAAUUACACAGUCUUUGUGUUUAAAUGAUUGGAGCUGUAGGUCUCAGUCAGCUUUUGAGAGCUCAGGUGAAGCAGGUGUGAGGAGGUAGAAGUAAAGGUGUCCUCAUCUUCUGGUAUCCUCAGAUUGAUGAAGAUGAGAAAAAAAAAAACACCAGCGUCUUCAGUCCCUCUGUCUAAAUUUCAGUGUAUCAGGAAAAGAAAUGCUACUCCCAUAUGAGUGAGGGUAAAUCAGAGGAGAGCAUGCUGUAAACUCUUAUGCCCACCCUUCCAUCUUACUAAUGCACUUCUAAAUAUCAAUGGGAAAAAUUCUGACAUUUUUACUGUGCACCAAAUGCGUUGAGGUGGAUGUAUGAUGAUUUAGAGAGGCUGGACAAAAGUAAACAUCACUGUUACUGUCAGAGCUUUUAUUCACAGGUUCAAUUUCUCUCCUCGUCCUCUUUGAGAAUUUGAGAGGCAAAAAGAAGCAACCAAAAUUCAGUUUUUACACGGAUGUUUAUUCCACCGCAACAUGAUGCCGUAAACCCUCUGAGAGCACACACUCUGACAUAGUUCACCCGUGUCCAUGACAUAACUGAAACCUACGGUGACAAUAACUCAAACCUACAGUAAGAAUCACUCAAAUCUACAGUAGCAAUAACUCAAACCUAGGGUAAGAAUAACUUAAAUCUACAGUAAGAAUUACUCAAACCCUACGGUAAUAAUCCCUCAGACCUACAGUAAGAAUUACUCAAACCUACAGUAACAAUAACCAAAACCUACAGUAAGAAUUACUCAAACCUACGGUAAUAAUCCCUAACAAUAUAUAUCGAUCGAUAGACGUGUGGUGCGAUAGAAAAAAAACGGGUCGAUAAAAAGUUCGAUAGAAAAACACAGUUUCCCUUUCUUUUUCAUCAUAGCCUAUCAUGUAGCUUUUACUGCAGUCAUUACUUCCUCCAAACCAAUCACAAACGCAGACCCAGGUACGCUACGGCACCAAGCCCAGCCCCUAUCAAACCACAACAGACAGCACGUGUAUUAGAAAAAAUGAUACAGCAAGGAGAAGCGGAGGACAUUGUCCCGAAAAAAGGUCUCAGCAGUUCUCCAGCAUGGCAAUGUUUUGGUUUUUACAAGUCUGACAAAAAGCGAACAGCGGUCGUUUGCAAAAUUUGCAGAGAAUUAGUAAAAACCAAGUCUGGUAACACAACCAACUUGUUUUACCAUCUAAACCGGUCGCACCCGCAGGAGUACGAGCUGUGUCGGCCGCGCCGCGGCUCCACGUCGUCGUCGGAGGAGGAAUCCUCUGGAACCGCUGCCAGCACCAGCACAAAGCAUGUGAAGCAGACCAAACUGGACUUCGUUUCUUGCCAAAAAUACGACAAAGCGUCCAAGCGGCAUAAGGACAUCACCCAUGCAGUAACAUGCUCCAUAGCGAGGGACAUACUGCCAAUAACUACCGCUGAAAAGCCUGGCUUCAAACAGCUUCUAGCCACUCUCGACCCGCGAUAUGAAGUGUCCGGCCGCAAGUAUUUCUCAAACACAGCGCUUCAGGCAUGAAAAUGGGUCAGGGGUUGAAAAGGUGAGAAGGGUGCGGAGGAAAUACGUUCAAAUGAGCUCAUAUUUUACAAAGACGCGAGUAUUUGGAUCAUGGCUACUAGCAGGGGGUGCAUUCGGCAGGGGUGCAUUCUACGACACAACACCGGCGUGGAUAAGUCCUGCUUCUCGUGCUUAGUUUGUGUAUUAAGUCAAUCACAUGAUAAUUAAAAAAAAUAAAUCUCCCGACCCCGGGAGAAAUAUUUCAGUGUUCAGACACCAGGCUGUGGGCAGUUUCCCACACAGUUAAAACUGGUAGUAUGCUAUUCCCACCUAAAGCUAUUCUGUUUAUUUAUAUAUUUGUUUGUUUUGUUUAUUUUCAUCAAAAGACUAUUUAAAUAUUUAUUUAUCAGAUUUUCUGGUCACUUUAGUCUUUAUGUUUGUCAGUAUUUACUGACGUCACUCAGGCCACUUAAGUUGAUUUCUUUUUUUUUUUUAGUUCUUUUUUAAAAAACUUUCAGUUGUGGUAAAAUAAAAAAGGUGGUUGAAUAAAGGUUUGAAUUUGAAUUCAGUGCUUGUGCGUUCUUUAUUAAAAGUAGGUCAUUAAGCAAUAGCAUAAAACAUCCAGGGCUGCAAUUAAAAUAUAUGUUAAAUAAUUAUAAUAAUUAUAUCGAUAAUUAUCGAUAUCGAUCAAUAUGAUUUAUUUUUUAUCGAUAUGCUUUUUUUCUAUAUCGUCCAGGCCUAAGAAUUACUCAAACCUACAACAAUAAUCCCUCAGACCUACGGUAAGAAUUUCUCAGAAUUUGAAUAAGAAUAAGUCUGAGGAAAGCUAGUUUGACUGAUUUGUUUAACAUAACAGUCAUAUAGUGGAUCUUUCUUAAGGUCUAUUUUUGGUCACCCUGAAGUUCAGACAGAAAUAAUCCCAGAGCAGAGAAGUGAAACUGUUUGCAUAGCCAAAGAGGUGGCAGAUUUCUCAGAGGUUAUCUUUCAGAUCCCUAACAGAAGACAAAAAAAAUGCUAAACAGAGCAGAAAAUGACAGUUUGACCAAAAUAGUGUUCAUUUUCGAUUUAGAUCAAAAACAGUAAAGAAAAGAAAGUAACACUGUACUUCCCUGUUUUAGAUGUCCUUGCAGACUAACCUGUUUGAGACCUCCUGUCUUGUAGACGUCCUCUCAGACUGACCUGUUUUAGUUCCCUGCCUCUGUGAGGAUCAGGGUCUGCUGAGGUUUCCUCAUCUGUGGUUUCUUCAGACAGCAGCUGUAGGUGAAAGUUUUCAGCUCGGGUUUCCUCUCCACCCUCAAAUCACCUGCUCAGAUCAUGCUACAGUGAUAGAGGACUUGGGAUGGAGUAAAGACCUUUCUCUUUUUAAGUACAUCUGAUUCAGUCUGCACCUGCUAACCUUCAGGUUCAUACUGGAAUUGUAAUCCAGUAGAUUACUUUGUUUUGAUUGUUGGUGGUUAUAAAGCAGCUUAGAGCUUCACCUAGACUUUGGUUGGAGUGAAAUGAGAAGAGAGGAUUCGGGGCAGACAAAGGGCUACAGACUAAGCAGCAUUUUCAAUAUUGAAGGACAUUUUUCAAACCUCAGUCCUUGGAGACCCAAAACUCUGUUUAUGAGGAGGUUGAAACACAGAGGAAACUUCCUCUUAAGAGAAACGUCCCUUUGAAGCUGAUCGGUCGAUUCUCAGUGAAAUGAUCAAACUCUUUGCAGCUCAUAAUCACUGAUUGAACCUGACAUUAAAAAUUCAUCCAUCUGUCAGAAAUAUGUGGGUAUGAUAUUAUUAACAUGUAGGUCCACAACUUUAAGCAUUUGUGAUGUCUGCCACAGAAAAUUGGCCAAAGACCUGCCAGGUGUGAGAAGGAGGGACUUGAAAUCACAAUUUACCGACCAGAAUCCAGUCUGAAACCAUAAAGCUAUCUAGCUGGUGCUUUAAGUCAUGUUGCGUUCACACCAAGCAAAGACAGAGAGGAUUUCCUACAUGUCAGGUCAGUCUGUUUACAUCAGACAUAUCAGAGGUUGACCACACUGUGAGAAUCUGUUGAGUUUAAAUAACUUACCGGAUAAUCAGACCUCCUCGCUCUCUUUCUGUCAGCUGAGCUCUUUUUUACUCCUGUCUUUGUGUCACAGACAAAUUUUAUCCUCCAUCUCGCCGCAUACCGUCACGAUCGGUUAAUCUUCGAUCAAAACAUAUUUCUUUUUUGAUCUUUGCUCUAUCUUUACUCAUGUAUAUUCAGAAAUUCAGACAUUUCCAUGCAUAGAUUUAUGAAUGGAUCGUUUAAGAAAGCUCUGAAGCUGCAGAAAAAGCUAUGAAAAGAGUUUCUAAAAGUGCUCCUCAAACGUGAACUUUUUACCAUCUGAACAAUCAAGAUGGUUUGAUGUGGUUGUUAUGGAUCUACAUGUGGACAGUUUAUCAGCUCUGUUUCCAUCAAUGUGUCACCUGAUAGUCAAAUAAAGUCCUCUUAGCUGAUACUGGCUGCUUAGUCUGCAUCUCUCUGUGUUCACAUAGAGGCAGGUGUAAACCUGCACUCACACCUGGACCAGAGGCCUCAGCUGCAGGUAAAACAAAGACUGAGCGCCACUUUAUGUCACUGAGCAUGCUCAGUAAGUGGCAGAGGAGUUUGAUAAAGAAGUUAACAGGUCCACAGUGAGACGGCUAAAGAGGAACAAAGAUAGAAAAAAAGGAAGUCCAAGUGUUGACACCAUCUUUGACCUCAGCAACACCAAAACUUCCUGUGUCUAAAUGUUCAGAUGAAACUUUUUCCACUGCGUAAAGGGGGGUGGAUUAUAAACCAUGUUUAGAGAUCAUUCAUCAGAGAAUAGUCUCUGUGUCUGCCUGUCUGGAGUUUGGUUUAUGGUCUCUAUUUAUUGAUAGACUCAGUUAUAGAUAAGAAUUUAUAGCUCAGCGAGAAUAUUAAUGAGAGCAAACAAACUACAGAGAGAAGUUCAGAGUCCCACCAUCAGAGCUGUUGUUCCUCAGUGCUGUUAGAGUCCUCUCUGCUGCUUUGAAAUAUCAUCCACCAAUUUCAGACCUUUAAGAUCAAAUUGAAAUUGUUUCCGGCUUACGUUAAACUUUAAUAUAUUCCCUGAUUCAUCUGCAAUUCUUCUCUGUAAAAAACACAGCCUCCUUUAUCUCCAUCACACACUCACUCUGUGUGUUCAUCCACAGAACUGUGAACACAUUUGCAUGGUCAUACACACACGCACACACACACACACACACACACACACACACACACACAUGCAGAUGUAAUGUCUUUUAUUGCAGCUGCAUGUAAAUCAUUAUUGCAGCAGUUGACAGAGGGAGCUUUAUUGUUUCUCACUCUUGGAGAAACAAACUAAAAACCAAACAGCGCAGGUUAAGAUGUGAGAAACAGAGUGGAUAAAGUGCCUCACUCUGAUAGAAAUAACAUUCAGUGAAACAGGAUAAAGUAAUCUAUCAAAAACAAAUUAAAAUUUUCACCAUUAAUCAGUAAUAUAUUAAAAAAAAGGUAAUUAAAAACAGAUUAUCAAUAGUCCCUAAUACCUGUGGACUUUGUAUCAGACUUCGUAUUUCCAUAUAGCAGAGCUGACUCACAGUGUCGACCUCUCAUUGACCAUCUCACAGAGACUUCAAACGCCCUCCACUAUCCAACAGCAUCACAUAAGAAGACGAGGACACUUUCACACGCGCUCCACCCAAACACACACUUUUUAAUUCACCCAAACUGAACCAACAUCUCUAUUUGAUAAGAGUUCAAAGGCAGCCCUCUGCUUAUCAUGAGUGUAAUUGUAAUAAUUUCAUUUUUAUUGAAUUUCCUUUAGUGGGACAUUCUUACCAUGCUCUGGUUUAUUUUUAUCUUCUCUGGCUGAAAAGGGAAGAGGACAACUUUUAUAUCUGUCUUCUGACUCAGUGCUAAAAUAUACAGAAGUUAUUUUUUAUUUUCAUUCAUUAGAUUAGAAAAGUACAGAAUUAUUUAUGUCGGGGCUUUUCUACGAAGGGCCAAGUUUUUGACUCGUGGUUAUUUUAAAAGAGACGCAGGUGAAGGUGCUGCUGCUCAGUUAAAACUGUUCUGUGAUAUGAAUAUAUAAAUAUCUCAGUUAAAACCACAUUUGUUUAAAGAAUAAUAUCAGAGAGGCGUUUUAAAAUAAAACCGAUCAUUUCCUCAUUUAAAGCUGAGGCGUCAGCUGAUACAGGCUGGUGUUCCUAUCCUGCUCCUGCUUGUCUGUUAGCGUUCACGCUGCUGCAGAUGCAUCUGUAAUUAUUUCAGUCUUUUUCAUAAGCUGAUAAAAACUCAUCCUCACCAGAUCUGAGAGCAAAACUGUGCAGUGAUCUCCGACUGAAACUCUCAGUAACUUCACGUUUAACAGUAAAAAAUGCUGCAAUAACAUCAGAAUUAAUAAUUACCAGCAGAUGCUGUAAACACCCAGCACAUGAAUGAUUAAACAGUUUCUGCAGGAAGAGCUCGGUUUAUAGUCUCUGUGUUUCAUGGGAAAUAUUCCUUUGCAGAAGUCAGACAUCCUUUCAGACUCAGAAUGAUCAUCUAUUAAACUGGAGUUUAAUAGACAGAGCUACUCACACACGUUUAACUCAAAGUGAAGCUAAAUAUUUGUCUACUGUAGGUUCCAGAUUACAAAAGCAAGCAUCUUGGUCUUAUACUCAUACUUUAACUCCCUGAACACAGUUUAUUUUGCAUAAACUUCAUGGUUCACUACAUUUUGAAAGACUGUUCAUCUGUUUCUGAAACUGAAACUGGUAUAUUAUAGAUUAUAGUUAAUGUUUCAAGACUUUCCACGGUGGCCUUUCCUUACAGAGCAGCACGUUAUCAUCCAACAGAUUUAACUACACUCUAUAAAUAUGAUGUUUAUUCUAAUUCUUGCCUUCUGAUGCACUUUAGUAAUUUAGGUUUUGAUUCUAGCCUCAACUCUUAGACAAUAAUCAGAUAAAAAGGUCAUAACAAAUUUAUUUAUACUGUUUUCAUGUCUCCUUGUUUGACCACGUUCAACACAGAGCGACUGUACUCCAGUUUCCUCAUGAUACAGUAACUCCUCCUCUCCUCAUUAACCUCUCCUCUCUUCCUCCUGCAGGAGUCAAGAUGGGCUGUGUGGGCUCUAAGAAGGACCCGGAGCCUGUAGGAAAAGGAUCAGGGGGCGAUGAUGUGCAGAGCCGCUCGCAGACGGCACAUUACGUCAAAGAUCCAACCACCGGCAGCAAAGCUGUGAGCAGAAACACUGACACACUGAUCAAGUCUGCACACAAAGGGGAUACCAUUCACACUUUAUUGAGUAUAAAACCUUUAUGACAGUUGGUGAUAGAGGGAUAAAGGUGAUCUACAUCUAAAGUUCAAAUAUGGCACUUGAAAAAAAAAAACACGUGAGGAGUUAAAAUUUGUUAAAAUGAGAUAAAGUGAGUAAAAAUGAGUUAAAGCAAGUGCAACAAAGUUGGAGUAAGUUAAAAUUAGUUAAAUUGAGUAAAAAGGAGUUAGAGCGAGUUCCAAUGUGUUAAAUGUAGUAAAAAAAAGAAUUAAAAUAAGUUAAAGUGAGUUCAAAUGAGCGUAAGAGAUUAAAAAUAAGUUAAAAUUAGCUUAACCGUCCUCCUGUGUUAGCUAUUACUACGCAUCCACUAUGUUAAGGGUCGGUGUUGACCCGUGUCUUGAAUCAGCUGUAAAUUACACUAAAACAAUUCUCUAUCAUCCAAUUUAGUUCUCAUCCCUUGGUUACCUUGUUAGGCUUCAUUAUCCAUGAAAAUAUUGCGUAUAAUAUUUUUUGUAGUGGUCCUCUGGGCCUUUCUUUGUCAAUAUACCCCUCACACUGACAUCUACACUGACAUGCCGACGUUGUUUUUUGUGCAUGAAAAAACAGGCAACAUGAGAAUUUCCUAAAUCUCACAUGAUUGGAAGAGGAUCUGACGGUCAGUGUGUUUCCUGACAGGACACUUAUGAUUUCAGUUUUUGUUCUGAUUAUUAAAUAUUGAUCUAACCAGGUCAACAGCGUUCUUAACACCAUAAGUGCCAUAAUUUUAAUGAAUAUUUUAUAAUUUAGUCAAUUUAGAUAUUUUAUUUUUAUUUUGUUGAUACAGAGUUUCCUGACAAAGUCAAAAAGUAUCAGUGCAAAAAAGCUAAUUUAAGUGGUUCUUUUAAGCAUUUAAAAUAAAAACGGGUUGGUGCAGACCCUAACACAGGAGGAGGGUUAAGUGAGUUCAAUGUUUGGGCAGUCUCUGACCAUACACUCAUAAACAUGAGUAUAUAGUACAAACCUGCACCCCCCCACCACCCCAAACUCAGCAACACCCCCAAGGUCCUAAAAAAAUCUAUAUCCAUGAUUAGAAGGGUCAGCAACAGUCUCACCUGCAGCCACAGGGUCCUGGAUUUGCAGGUCCUGCAGAUUUGACAGAUUGAGAAGAAACUCCUACACGCUGUCUCAUGUUUACUGACAUUUUAAAUCACUUAAAGUUUGAGCUCAAACAGACUUCUGGGACAGAAGCUUGUGUAGAAGAUUUCAGAAAAAAGGGGGAGAUGGCGUUUUAUAGUUUCUUCUCACUAAUUCCGGUCCCCCCCCAUCCUCUGACAGAGCUGUCACUUGUUUAGGUAUAUCAGAGAUCUUCCUCAGAGACUCUCCCCCUCUUUGCAGAGCAGGUGAUUGGCUGCAGCCGACUCAUCCUCUGCGGUGGCUGCAGAUGGUUUCCUUUAUGGUUUUCGAUUAGGACAAAGUGCUCGGCUAGAUUUGUUUUUCUCUAAAGUGGUCAAAGAUAGAAUAUAAAUAGGUGAUAUGUAUAUUUAUAUAUUUAAACAAAUAAGAUAUUCUUUUUUCACUGUUAGCAUGCAGCUGAAGUUCUUUGGGGGCAUUCAGAUCAGCAGCAAUAAACAAGAUAAAAAUAUAAUUUUAAAUAAAUUCAAAUAGUACAGAGAUUAAGAGAAGAGAUCAAAUACAUGAACAACAGGUGAAAAUAUUAACAAAUAAUAGCUUUUAAAACCUUAAAUGUAAAAACAUUAAAACCUUAAAUCUGCUCUGAGAGCAUCGAGCUGCUGCUGCUCUGUGAGGGCUGCCAUCUUGGUUUCUUUUUCAAAGGGAAUUUAAUGAAUAAUUAACCUUUAAAAACUUGUCUUUAGUCUCAACCCUCUGUGUUGAACACAGAAUGAGGAAGGCGAGGAGAGGGUGAGGCAGAGUGAUGCAGGAACAGUGAGAGUCUGAAGGGGAAACAGCGUGACGGUAACAGGCCAACAGUUUUUCAACGCGGUCACAUGACUGAGUUUAGUUUGCAUACUGGUCAGACUUUGAUGGUGGUUCGCUGGGUGGUGAAGGCGCUACAUAUGAGCGAGCUUCCUUUUCCUGUGAGCUGCCUGGAACCCUCCUCUGCCUCAGUGAAGAAGAGGAAGUGACAGACAGAGACCCAGAGACACCCAGAGUUUACCACCUCACAGAUGGUUAAACCCUCAUCUCACACCUUGGGUUAACAGUUAGGGUUAGGGUUAUUAACCUUCGAGCUAACGGGACUAUCUGCUGGAAACACACACACACAUUAUUAAACUAACAGCUGUAACACAAACAUUUGAUUUAAUUCAUUUGGAAUUAAACAUCAGUUAUGAUGUUUCAGUUAUCUUUAGAUUCACAUUUUUCAGUUUUACUGACACUGAAUGAAUGAACCCCUCAGCUUUUUGUGACGGAAUAAACUCAUAUUUUAAUUCAUGGUCAAAUGAGAUGUGUCAGUUUUCUGUGUAUUUGCCCGUAAUUCUAAAUAGAACCAGCAGGUGGAGCUCUGUUUAUUAGCUUUCGAAUUCAGGAGCUGCAUCCUUCAUAGGUGCCAGCCUUGGAAGAAUCCAGGUUUUAAGUGACCUGACCUCUAAGGGACCUGGCUGUUUUAGGACUAGGCUUUUGAAAGACCCAGGGUUUGAAGAACCUAGUCUUAAAAGACCUGACCUUUGUAGGACACAGCCUUUUGGAAGACUGAGCCUUUAUAGGACACAUCUUCUACCUGGGCUGUGUAGGACCUAUUUUUGAUUUUAAAUGGCUUUCAUAGGACCUCACUUUGAAGGACCUGGCCUCUGUGACCCACAACUAACAUCACGUAAUUUAAGCCUCAUCACCAACAUUUUAAAUAAAAUAUCGGGUUUGAUUUCAUACAUGUUUUUAACAGUUACAGCCCACGAUCAAUUUCAAACCAAACACUGUUUUCAUCAGUUAGUACGUGGCUGUUGGGCAAAGAAAAGAAGGACACAGUUGGCUGUAUUUUGAGGAAGCUGUGAUGUAACAGUCUGUAAAUGUGGUCUCUGAAGGCUACAGCCUCUGAACUGUGACACAGCUAAGGCUCCAGGUGCUUGGUAGCAGGUAAACUGGAGACACACCUGUUUCUGACAAUGUUGGUGGAUGUAUUUAGAUGGGAUUAACAAACAUUACACAUCAUGUUUGUUUAAAGCAGGUUUAUACACUCAGCAGAGUGACAGUCUAAGUCUCCAGGAGGUUUCUCUGCCGUAACAGAUACUUCAGCUCAGGGACCACUUUUCUUCUAAUACUCAUUUAACAAAAUAAUAAAGUGUCUUCACAGAAAAGUCUUUAACCACCACAUUUCUGUUUGUCUGUGUCUGUGUCUCUGUCUGUCUGUCUGUCUGUGUCUCUUUCUGUUUCUGUAGACUAAAGUGCCGUCUAAUGCGAACUGUGCUGAAGGUGAGUGUUUACCACAUCACUCUGAGUAAUCUCAGUUUUAUUAAAUUAACCUUUUCAUGACUUCACCGGAAGAAGUAAAACUUAAACAUUUUAUUUUAUUACAUUAUGUAUUAUAUAUAUUAUAUUAUCAUUUUUUUGUCCCAGAUCAAAUACUUCAAUUUUCAUUAUUUUCACAAUAUUUAUAAUAUCUGUGAUGUUUAUUUGAGGUUUUCAUAUUAUUUUAUAGAGACUGCUAUAAAGACAUUUAUUAGAAAUAUAUAAUAUUAGAAUAUUAGAAAUAUUAGAAAUCUACUUUUUGGAACCAUUAAACUAAUUGUAGGAUUUAAUUGUAAUUUACUUUAAACACUGAUGACAAAAACUUUGAUGUCUCCAAAAUGGUCCAUAGUGCAGAAAUGUGAAUAUUUGAUGAUAUCUGGAGGUCACAUAGUUUAACUGUUCCCUUGCUCACCCCUCCUGUCUGUGAGGUGAAAUUGGUCUUCAUUGAUAAUAACCUGUGGUAGUAAAAAAAACGAUGUCUUCAUAAAUGUUAGUGCAGUGGUGACUUGAGUCAGACUUGAUACUGGCAUGUGUUUAUUAUCUGGAUUGAUGUAACCACUCUGCAGGGAUCCUGACUUUACUGUCACUUUUGGCAGUUUGUGAAAUCUCUCUGCAUGUUUGCAAAAACGUAUUGACCUUUGUGUCAUCUUUGUUAUUAGUAGCAGUUGAUAAAAAGAGCUGAUGGAGACCUACGGCUGCUGCUGCACGGCUGCUGCAUGCACGGCUGCUGCUGCAUGGCUGCAGCUCCUCACCAAGUGUCUCUAAUGUGUGCUAGUUUCAGUGUGCUCUUUACAAUCAGUUAAAUGAUACUCAGUUAAUAACAUCCCUGAUUUUAACGAGCACUCAGUAAUGAGUCUGAUCUCAGUGGAGGUUCCAGCUCCACUAUCAAUUUUUUCUAUUUCAGACAGUAAAGAUGAUGUGAAUCUGAGACCAUCAUGACUGUUCUCUCUGUGUGUCUGUUCAUGCUGCAGGAGAGAGCAUCGCCAUGGCUCUGUACGACUAUGAGGCCAUCCAUGACGGAGACCUUGGCUUCAGGAAGGGAGACAAACUCAAAAUUCUCGAAGAGUGAGUUAAACAGACCAUUUCGUAACUUUAAUAAAGAAUCUGAUCAAAUAUUCACUUACCUUAAUGUUAUUUUCAUGGUUUAGACGGGUAAGACAGGUGGAUUGUUAAAUCUCUGUUGAUGAAAAAUAUUAAUUUAUAUUCUCCCUCUCUCUCUCUCUCUCUCUCUCUCUCUCUCUCUCUCUCUCUCUCUCUCUGUCUCUCUCUCUCUCAGGUCGGGGGAGUGGUGGAGGGCGAUGUUGAUCAGUUCGGGUCAGGAGGGUUACAUUCCCAGUAACUAUGUAGCUAAAGACACUCUGGAGGCAGAAGAGUAAGUUUCCUCUCACUGAUACACAAACAUGAUGAUAAAACACCUUUAGAGUCAAAAACUGAUCCCAGUUCAUGAAUAUAACUGGAAGUAAUGUGUUAAUAAAAUAACCCUGUAACGAGAUUGAAAGUGUGAAAACUGUGUCAGAGGCAUGAAGUGUUAAUCCUCUAAAGUGCAUGGAAAGACAGUUAAGUAAUCUGAUAUUUACAUGAACAAAACUGCAAAGGGUGCUAUGCCUCAAACAUGAACAGGGAUUAAGGGUCAGAGACUAAAUUAGCUGAGCAGACAUCUAACCAACAGCCAGCAGCUAGCACCUGUCCUUAAUGGAGCCAUGCCCCUAUUUAUUUACACCUUUAAUCCUUAAUCAGAUGUAAACAGGUCAGAUUAUUGCUUAUUUUGUUAACAGGUGAGUUUCAUCCUUAAUCUGGUAUAAACAGGUAAAUUUGAUUCUUUAUCUGAAGUAAACAGGCACAUUUAAUCCUAAAUCUAAAGCAAACAGGUGAAUUUAAUCCUUAAUCUGAUGUUAUCAUAUAAAUGGGUGAGAUUAAUCCUUAAUCUGACGUAAACAAAUGAGUUUAUCUCAAGUAAAAUUUUAAUACAGGGCUCUGUUGUGGAUGAUUUACUGCAGGACACAGCCUCUAGUGGACAGUGGAGGAACUGCAGCUUUGCUGUAUUAGCUGUGUCUGCAUCAGAGGUGUUCUGGGGUGCCUGGCCUGUUUUUUUACUGUCUGUUCGUCUUUAGUUGGUUCUUUAAAGGUGUGAGCAGGAAAGACGCUGAGCGGCAGCUACUUGCCCCGGGGAACAAGGUGGGAUCCUUCAUGAUCCGAGACAGCGAGACGACCAAAGGUGAGAGGAGAUGCAAGUUAAAGUGCUCGUUUUUGCUUGAAUCUAGAGUUCAGCCUUUAAUUCAGGUUGAUUUAAUUGUAUGUCUUUUUUGUUAAUUCACACCUGUGUACAAAUAAAUCUCCCGAUGUUAACCUGCUUUUCUCUCUCGCAGGAAGUUACUCUCUGUCUGUACGGGACAGUGACGGUCGCUCUGCUGACACAGUCAAACAUUAUAAGAUCAGGACCCUGGACAAUGGAGGAUUUUACAUCUCUCCACGAAACACCUUCGGCAACCUGCAGGAGCUGGUCGCCCAUUACAAGAGUGAGUUGACUGAAACCUACCAGUCUACCAAAGUGCUUUCCAGUAAAGAAAGGCAAAAACAACAAAAGCCUAAUACAUAUGAAAACAUAAACUGAGGAGUUUAACUCUUCAAACUCUUCUAAUGCUCAGAAAAGAAGCAAACACAGAGAGGGAGGAUGCUGCUUUAGAUCAGAGCAGGUGCACAUACAGAGACUACUGCCCUCAAUGCACCAGUUACAGGACUGAUCCCUGAUCCUCACAUGAUUUGCUACAUGUCAUUCCUCUCUCUUUAACACGGCACAAAUCAAUGCUGAGCCCUGUUGACAUUGAUUUAACAAAAAGGCCUAAAGCAAAGAUUUAUCCAGAGGCUGUGCAGACUUCAGGGUAAUGCAGCAUUUGGAAAUACUCUGAUUAAUAAAACAGCAAGAAAAAUGAUCAAUAAUGUUAAUAUUAUUUUAAUUAACUGAGGGGGUUUUUGAUCCAGCAUGUCAUGCUUUUAAAAGGCGCCCAGUCUAAAUGGAAUAAAAACAGAAAAUAGUAACAACAUCAUGUAAAAUGAUGGGAAAAUCACACAAAUCCUGAACUAAAUUGCUUUUACACUCCUCUCACCACUUUAAUAAUAAAUCUUUGAGUUUAAAUAACCAGACUUGCUCCCAGUCUGUUUUUCAUAAAUCUGCUGGCACAUGUUUUCAGUGUUUAAAGAAAAUCUUGACAAAAAAGUCUCAAUAUUUGUGUUUUUGUUUGAUAGAAUUUCUCUGUUUUUUUUUAUUAAAUAUCAGUUUCUUUCAGACUUUUAGAUUAAGUUUCACAGAUUUUAUAAAUGUGGAGAAUUUUGAGAUAACAUAAAAUUGCUGAUAUUGUUGCUCCACUUUUCAACAACAGCACCCUCCGCAGGACAGCAUUAAAAUAUCAGCCAGUCGCAUUUGCAAACACCAUCAGUCUCAUUACUGUGUUGCAGAAGUACUUUAGAUGUAAAACAGAUUUAAAGCUCUUUGUGUCCAUCCUGCAUGAAAAAGAGGAACUCUUCAAAAUCCUGCUUUAUCAACUUUGUGUUUGUGUGUGUGUGUUUCAGAGCAGGGAGACGGCCUCUGUCAGACCCUAACCAGUCCUUGCCUGAGUCCUAAACCUGAGAAACCCUGGGAGAAAGACGCCUGGGAGAUUCCCCGGUCCUCCCUCAAACUGGACAAAAGACUGGGAGCAGGACAGUUCGGAGAAGUCUGGAUGGGUGAGGCAGACCUCCAUGAUGUUUAGACUCCUGUUAUCAAUGACUGAGUGAAUAUUAUUUAACUUUUAACCUCCUUAUUUUUGUGUGAAGCCACGUACAACAAGCACACCAAGGUGGCGGUGAAGACGAUGAAGCCGGGCAGCAUGUCGGUGGAAGCCUUCAUGGCUGAAGCGAACCUGAUGAAGACUCUGCAGCAUGACAAGCUGGUCCGCCUUAACGCAGUGGUCACCAAAGAAGAACCUAUUUAUAUCAUCACAGAGUACAUGGAGAAGGGUCAGAGUCUGCUGCUCACAUAUUAUACCCUGUGUUUAUAUCAGUUUAAUGAGAAUAACACCUGAUUCAGGAUUUGUCACAGAGCAAGUGUGCACACUUUUCAGUGUGUGUUGAUGUGUGUAUGUGUGUGUGUCUGCAGGUAGUUUAUUAGACUUCUUAAAGAGUGAUGAAGGAAACCGUGUCCAGCUGCCGAAGCUGAUUGAUUUCUCUGCUCAGGUGAGAUUCACUCAUUCAUCUGUUCACCUUUAACAGCAGCUCUCCGGUAACACACUGAUGGAUCUAUCUCUCUGACUGUCUGUCUGACAUCUAUCAGUACUAAAUCUGCAGUUAACAGUCUGUAAAACCUUCAGUUAGGAAAUUACAUAAUUGAAAAUCUGUACCAUCAAAUAUUCAAACCCUGCUCAGCACAGAGAUAAGACUUGAUCUCCAUUUUCCUCAGUGUCAGCAGAGAGGAAGAGGAGCUCAGGUCUUUGUGUUCAAUCAUAAUGAUGACAGACAAACUCUGAAUCGGUAUCUGGUCUUUAACAAAGAGCUGCUGUCUGACAAACAGACUGGAUAUUCUGGACAAGGAAGCACAUUCACCUGCACAGGUGAAAUAAUCCAGCUGCGUGGCCGCGGCCCGCACAGAGACCUGUAGAUCCAGUCUGACCUGCACAGUAACAUCAGCUCAGAGCUGUAGAUACAAAUACACCCAUCAGCCUGCUGUUUGAAGUUACCCUGUCAAAUAUUAAAGACAUGAUGAGGAGGAUCUGAUCAUCAAAAUGAACAGAUUUCAGGUUUUCUAACUGCAGUAAUGUUGGAGAUAUUACAAAAAAGUCUGUCAGGUUAAAAGCUAAAAGGAAAGAGAGACAGUAAGUGACUUCAGGUUUCCUUCUGACUGCCACUGACUGUGUGUAUGUUUCCUGUGGAGAUAAGACUCUACAGUCACAAGAGCUUUACUUAAGCUCAGCUCUGAAUGCGCUCAGUGACGUACAUGACUUGUUAAAGUUAGAGACUGGUAGUGUAGUGCACUUACAAUCAUGUUUUCCAGGCUGCUGUGGAAACACAGAACAAUCGGCCACAGGAACCUUGAGGAGAAGUUCCAGGGACAAAAAGUUCCUGAGACUUUUGGUAUUUCAUGCCCUUUUUGCCUUGAUUUGACAGAGCAGCUGAAGAAAAAUAGAAAGUUUCUGAUCUAAAGAGUUUGAGAUGACAUGCAGAAAAGGGAAAAAGCAGGAAUAAACCCACAGCCAUGUUAACGGUCUCACUAUAGACUCUGUAUACUUUAACUCAGUGGUGGAUUUAUUCAUUUGGGGCCUAGAGUUAACGUUGAUAAAGUGGCCCUCUACAGGUUUUCGUCUAAUGUCUUUUUGAACAUGUUAUUAUCAGCCUUUAGGGGUAUUAAAUCCUCAUUUUCCUCACACUUUCUCCUCUUUUCCUGCUCUGGUGGAAGAACUUUGCCUCUCUAGAAUCUCUAGUAGUUCUCCUUAGUAACAUCCAUGAAUCCCACACAUGUGCACUUUUUCCAUGAGUCUUAGUCUCUCUCACCAGAGAUGCACAGAGAAGCUUUAAAGAGACGUGUACGGCCUGUCCACCUAAGUGCCACAUCAUCACCUGUUUCUUCUGCUGAAUUUUUUUUCCGUGUAGGCUUUUCAAAAAUGUAAUUACAAAACAUUAAAAAAUACAUUUUGAAUAAGUAAAGAGCUAAUUUUAUUUAAAGUUUAAGUUAAAUGUUGUUAAAUGUUGUUACACUGACGUCUGGUCUGACUGUUUUUCUUUUUUCUUACCAUGUGCUCAGACUGCGGAGGGGAUGGCCUACAUCGAGCAGAGGAACUACAUCCACAGAGACUUGAGAGCUGCAAACAUCCUUGUCAACAAAUCUCUGGUCUGCAAGAUUGCAGACUUUGGCCUGGCCCGAAUUAUCGAGGACAAUGAGUACACAGCCAGAGAGGGUAAGAGCGCAUGUUUGCUGUAACACCUGAGACUCAGGUGUCAACAGAGGAAUGAUAUUAACUCUGCUGGACUGAUGAAGCAUGAGUCAGAGAAAUGUCAGAUAACAACAUCAGUCUGUGAAACUAAAAGAGGAUCAGGGCAGAAGGGCGAGAGUCUGAGAGAGGAACCAACGAUGACUGAGUCUCUGUUUUUCCUCUUUAACCAGGAGCUAAAUUCCCCAUCAAAUGGACAGCUCCAGAGGCUAUCAACUAUGGCUCCUUCACCAUCAAGUCUGAUGUCUGGUCUUUCGGCAUUCUGCUCACUGAGAUCAUCAGCUAUGGGCGCACUCCAUACCCGGGUAAGUGGCUCUCCGUUUUAACGAUACAAAAUGUGAGUUUAGUUCUGUUAUUUCUCAAACUCCUGAAUUCUUCUGCACCACAUGGCCUUUCUCAAAGAUAUUCAGUGGUGGGGUUACUGCAGACAGGUAUGAAUUUGAAUAUUGCUGAUGUUUGAGGAAAGGACAGACACGCCUAGCAAAGCUGAGCCCCAUCCAAGUAAAAUAUGCUUAGUCAGGUUUGAUGUCAACAGAGACUAAAGAAAGUGAACAGAUGGAUAAAGAGAGAGGGACAAAGAGUCAUGUCUGUUAGAGCUCUAUAGCUGGCAGUAAACCAUGAACAGCACCACACAGAAUCCAGCUGGGGUUAUGACUGUCCAAAAAGUCUCUGAACUAAAACACUCGCCCCUGUUUUUCAGGUAUGACCAACCCUGAGGUGAUCCGCUCUCUGGAGAAGGGUUACAGGAUGCAGCGUCUGGACAGCUGUCCCACUGAACUCUAUGAAAUCAUGCUGGAGUGCUGGAAGAACAAACCCGAGGACCGGCCCACCUUCGACUACCUGCAGAGUGUCCUGGAAGAUUUCUACACAGCCACAGAGAGCCAGUACCAGCAGCAGCCAUGA
Messenger RNA from Xyrichtys novacula (pearly razorfish), 44470 nucleotides. NCBI's taxonomy places the organism in Eukaryota, Metazoa, Chordata, Actinopteri, Labriformes, Labridae. The record is from the annotation of a GenBank genome assembly.